AUGAUUGAAAACACGCCACCGAAAACAUACUACGCUUUCUAUGCGGGAAACGAGUCGAAUGCGGUGACCUGCAUUAUUGGAGGAGUAACACACCCGAUGCUGGUUGACUCUGGAGCAGAGGCAAACCUGAUUACCAGUGACGCUUGGGAGAAGUUCAAAUUAGCCGGAAUCCAAGUAAUCAGCAGCAACAAAGGUAGUGACCGUGUGCUAAAGAGCUACGCCAACAAUGUGCCUCUAACGGUGUUAGGUACGUUCAAAGCAGUUGUCCGGGCCGGAUCCCGGUCUGUAGAAGCCGAGUUUUUUGUGAUCCACGGUGGUCAACGUUCGCUUUUGGGAGACACUACAUCCAAGCAGUUGGGAAUAUUGAAAGUUGGUUUAGAGAUUGAUCGCGUCACAGUUUUCCAACCUAUGAGGAGAGUUCCCGUGGCAAUGGAGGAAGCUGUCAACUGUAAGCUGGAGGAGCUAAUUGCGAGGGAUAUUAUAGAGGAGAAAAAAGGCCCGGUAACCUGGGUUUCUCCGUUGGUAGUGGUUGGUAAGGCGAACGGGGAACCCAGGAUUUGUCUGGAUCUAAGAAGAGUGAAUGAGGCUGUGUUGAGGGAAAGACACCCAAUGCCAAUGAUUGACGACUUCCUGGCUAGAGUCGGACCAAACAUGGUCCGUAGCAAAUUGGAUGUCAAAGAUUCCUUCUUACAGCUCGAGCUCGACGAAGCAUCAAAAGAUGCGAUGGUGUUUUUGACGUCGCGAGGUAUGUACCGCUUCAAACGUAUGCCUUUCGGCUUAGUAUCGGCUCCGGAGGUUUUUCAAAAAACUAUGGAUGCGAUAUUAGCUGGUUCAGAUGGUACCUGGUGGUACAUCGACGACGUGUACAUCGAAGGCAAGGACAAGCAGCAGCAUGACGAACGUGUUGCUAAGGUGCUGGCAAAACUGAAAGCAAGGAAUGUGCAACUAAAUUGGGAUAAGUGCAUUUUUGGGGUCACCGAGCUCGAGUUCCUCGGUCAUAAAAUAACGGGAACGGGAAUUAUACCAUCGGAUGUUAAGGUGGAAGCUUUGGUUACGUUCCGAAGACUUGAGAGCGCUAAUGAAGUUCGGAGCUUUCUAGGGUUGGCCAACUACUUAAAUCGGUUCAUACCAAACUUGGCGACAGUAGACUCACCGCUAAGAGAACUAACAAGGAAAGGAAAUCCGUUCAACUGGCUGGACAAGCAUGAGAAGGCUUUCAACGAAAUCAAGACAAUACUAUCAGAUCCGUCCACGUUGGGUUUCUACCAAAAGGGAGAUAGGACGCUGGUGAUGGCUGAUGCUAGUCCUAUUGGACUCGGGGCAUUGCUGAUUCAGGUAGACAAGCACGGCAAACAUCGAGUGAUCAGUUAUGCAUCUAAAUCCCUGACCAGUACGGAGAAACGGUAUUGUCACACGGAAAAAGAAGCUCUCGCUUUAGUUUGGGGUGUUGAGAAGUUCUACAUUUAUUUGUAUGGGAUUGAGUUUGAAAUUCUGACCGAUUGCAAAGCUCUCAUCUAUCUGUUUACACCGCGAUCACGACCUUGUGCCCGAAUCGAAAGAUGGGUGCUACAGCUGCAAGGAUUCGAUUACGUAGUAACGCACAUUCCAGGCGAUCAGAACCAAGCAGACGUGUUGUCGAGGCUGUCAACACUGCGACCAGUAGCUUUCGACCAGCGAGAGGAAAUUAUGAUCACAGAGAUAACGGAUUACGCUGUAAACGCGGUGGCUGUUCCAUGGGGACGAAUGGUAGAAGUUUCCAAAGUGGAUGAGGAAAUCCAGCAGGUUUUGGAUCUUAUGGGACAAGAUAAACGUGACGAACUGCCAAUCGAAUUCCGGAUGUUCGCUAAUGAACUUUGCCAAGUAGGAGAUCUUUUAUUACGCGGAGAUCGUAUAGUUGUUCCACGAGCAUUACGAUCACGGGUUCUUCAAAUUGCGCAUGAGGGUCACCUGGGUUCCUCAAUGAUGAAAUCAACGUUGCGUUUAUCAGUAUGGUGGCCCAAGAUGGACAGAGAGGUAGAGAACUUUGUGAGGAAUUGCCGAGGAUGCAUAUUGGUAUCUGCACCAGACGUACCGGAACCUAUGACAAGGAAACAGCUGCCGGAUGGACCCUGGAAGGAAAUAGCUAUCGAUGUUUUGGGACCACUGCCGGAAGGUCAAUGGCUUUUUGUAGUAGUUGACUAUUACAGCCGUUUCGUAGAAGUAGUAGAAAUGUGGGACAUUACAGCUUCUGAUACAAUCCGAGAACUAUCGACGAUGUUCGGUCGUUUCGGAGUUCCGAUCACAAUGAGACCCGAUAAUGGACCCCAAUUGGGUAUCGAGUGUAAGGAGCUUAAAGCAUUCUGUAAGGAAUUCAACAUCGAGUUGGUUAAUACCAUACCGUACUGGCCGCAGGCAAACGGUGAGGUGGAACGGCAGAAUCGGAGCAUCUUAAAACGGUUGCGAAUAUCGCAGGAGCUGGGCAAAGAUUGGCGCCUUGAGUUGCGGAGAUAUCUGCUGGCAUACCAUUCUACAUCUCACCCGACCACUGGUAGGUCCCCGUCGGAAUUGCUGUUUGGACGUAGGAUCAGGAAUUAG
Toxorhynchites rutilus septentrionalis is the source of this 2574-nucleotide messenger RNA. RefSeq lists its product as uncharacterized. Gene Ontology annotation, biological process: DNA integration; proteolysis. NCBI's taxonomy places the organism in Eukaryota, Metazoa, Arthropoda, Insecta, Diptera, Culicidae. The record is from RefSeq and is a predicted model, not a curated record. Gene Ontology annotation, molecular function: aspartic-type endopeptidase activity; nucleic acid binding. The transcript is spliced from 2 exons. Bases 1 to 2574 code for a protein of 857 amino acids.